AUGGAAAGCACGUUCAAGACGAGUAAAUCGAUCAAAAUAAAGGCCGGAGGAUAUGCAGAGUGCUUCUCUGCAUGUUCGCAUUCCGAGAAGUGUGCAGGCUUUUCCUACAAGGGCACUGAAAGGGGGACGUGCCAUCUCAAGUCUCAAAUGCCCGAGAACAUGUAUGUGGUGGAGGGCAGUAACUUUGUCUCAUGUGCAAAGACCAACUCGACGGCGGCAGCACCAGGAGCUACAGAAGCAGCCAGCAGCAGUUCAAGCCACACCAACCGCACGAUCAUCAUCGUCGGCAGUGUGCUAGGAGGCAUAGGCUUUCUCGUCAUCCUCCUAGUCCUCUUCGCUUUCUUCGCCAAACGCCACCGCAAGAAAAUCGAGAACCGCCGCGCAACCACCACCCACGUCAUCCAAGGUCCCUUCGAAAGCGAGCAGCUCAACUCCGCCGGCUAUCAGAGGCAGGAGAGCUCAGCGAACGAUGUCUUCGCGCCCUUUGGAGGCUUCUAUCACAGCGGCAGCAAGAGCUGUUCUGAUCUCGCUGAGCAGGCAGACGUAACCGUGGCGAACAAGUGGACAGGCAGCACGCCGCCUGGGAUGAGGGCUGAGGGUGGGUUCGAGUUGCUGAACGUCGGUUACCUGCCGUCGCCGAAGCAGCAUGUGGGCAAUCUUGCGAUGCCGGACCCUGCAGCAUUCAGGCCUAGGUCGACGGACUCGGGCUCGAGGUCUCCGAGAUUCCAUGAGCAUCUGGAUGACUACGAUACUCGACUCGAUCCUCCUUCGACGGUUAUGAUGAACGCCUCGCCUGCGAACGACUCUCCGACGCUUGGACGGCUUCGGACACCUGUCCCUGCUUCGCCGCUGGCAGAUCACGUCCGGCGACAGCAGUUUCUGGCUUACCAGACUCCACCAGUGCAUAACGGAGCACACUACAAUGCAGGCUCGAGCUUCGAGAGAGAUGCUGUAUCGAACGAGGCUUACUCUGGCCGAAGCACGAGCCCAGUGAGCCCGGUAUCAAACAAUGACCCUGUGGACCCCGACUUCAGCGUCUCGCCUUUGUUCGGCUCGAAUGGCCGCCAGCGGUGGUAA
Messenger RNA from Saxophila tyrrhenica, 1077 nucleotides. RefSeq lists its product as uncharacterized. The transcript is spliced from 2 exons. NCBI's taxonomy places the organism in Eukaryota, Fungi, Ascomycota, Dothideomycetes, Mycosphaerellales, Extremaceae. The record is from RefSeq and is a predicted model, not a curated record. The coding region runs from base 1 to 1077 and encodes 358 amino acids.